This is a messenger RNA of Fusarium fujikuroi IMI 58289, 1428 nucleotides long. RefSeq lists its product as uncharacterized. The record is from RefSeq and is a predicted model, not a curated record. Lineage: Eukaryota; Fungi; Ascomycota; Sordariomycetes; Hypocreales; Nectriaceae. The transcript has 3 exons. The coding region runs from base 1 to 1428 and encodes 475 amino acids.
AUGCCUUCUCUUGAGGGAAUUGAAGUUGCGAUCGUCACUCAGCCCGAACUGGCCAAGCUCCCUGAGUUUCCUCUCUCGGAUUUUUCCUCUCGCAGCGUUUUGCCCCCUGCCGAUCAACUGUCUUGCUUAAGUCUCGCUGCCUCGAGCCGACUUGGUUCAUUGCCAUGCCAACUUCGGAAGACCAGUCCUCGGAUUUCUGUCUACGUCCCCUCAGACCCAGGUUCACGAUUUGGAUUCCACUAUGCAUUCAACGAAACGUCACAACUGCCACGCUACUUGUAUUUCAAAAUUUUCAUGAAUGGCAGAAACAUCACAAACUGUGGCGUGAGGGUUCUCAAUGGAGCUUCAGGUUCCAUCACACGCUCCCUCUGUGAGCCAAGCGAGCGCUGGAAAUACAAGGAAGAUGGCGUGUUACGCAUCAGGGACGGGAUAGAGGCACGUUGCUUCUCCUUUCUUCCACACGCCCAUCAAUCGGUUGCAGAAGAUGGCGGCUUGAUAGAGGUCCAAGUCUUUCGUGCCAGGGGCCGGAUUCGAAGAUUGCCCAUACUAGAAGGCCACCGCGGUCAGGAGUCAUAUGGUAUUGGGUCGCCCUCUGGUGGUCUCCUCGAUUCACCAGAUGAAGCCUGUUUCUACGAUUGGAUCCUAAUCGACUCAAAAGAGUCACCUUUCGUCUCUUUCCGUUUUCUCUAUCGAUCGCUACUAAAUCUGCGCCAACUGAGCCUCGCACCGCAUCCUGAGUUGGAGGAAAGUUCAGUCGAUAUGGAAGAGGACAUGGCUGAGCACGCGAGCGAAGGGGUUUGUUCUAUCAAGCCACUUAGUACUGGUAAUAUCUGUACAGAGAGUCCAAGAAGCUCCGUAUUGGAUGAUGUUCUGUCAGCCCAGGGGGAGGACCGUUCGUCAACACGCCCCAGACGGUUGACCGAAGCAGCCCCUAUGAUUGCAUCACAGAAAGCCUUAGCUCGUCCUCUCCCCGAGGUUCCGAUCAAGAAGCCUGUAGACCAUAGGGACAUUGAAAAGCAGGUCGAGGCCCAUGAAUACACUUCUCUAUCGGAUAUUCAAGAGGAGAUAGAGAAUACUGAUACCAGCAUAGCCAGUACUACCAGCUUCCUAGGCAUAUCCGAUUCCCCUCGCAGUGUCAAAGCGAGAGUCCUCGAAUUGAACGAUUGCGGUAUAAUUCCGCUUCAGUCAGCUCUCAAGAGAGACACCAGCUCGACCAUCCUCGAAUCACUUGUGAACUACUCAGAACAACCUGCCCCGGGACAAGCCCGUGCGCUGUCGACAUCGACAUCGACAGGGAAGAUGGGAUACCUAGAGACAGGUGAGCCUGAGCAAACAUCGGAAAUGAAAUCGAUUGUUGCGGAAACAGAACACUCAUUCAGGACUGGUUGGAGGCUGAGUGAGAGCGAGUGGAUCAAGGGGGAGGUUUGA